Colletotrichum truncatum is the source of this 1521-nucleotide messenger RNA. RefSeq names its product cytochrome p450. Gene Ontology annotation, molecular function: iron ion binding; heme binding; monooxygenase activity. Lineage: Eukaryota; Fungi; Ascomycota; Sordariomycetes; Glomerellales; Glomerellaceae. The record is from RefSeq and is a predicted model, not a curated record.
AUGCUAUCAGUUGUCGUCUUCGGCUACUAUGCCUGGGUCGACAAGCUCGGUGCCUCCAAGUUUCCACUCGUGGGCAGUGAGAUUGGCCCCGAAUACAAAAGAAGGCAGCAUUUUAUGACACAUGCCUGGGACUUGUUCCGCGCCGGGUCUCGCAUGUUUCCAGACAAGACCUGGCGGGUCACGUCUGAUUCUGGCGAGCUCAUCGUCGUCCCGCAUAAGUUCGCCGAUGAGCUUCGCCAGAAUGAGGAAGUCUUUGACCGCACACCGUCAAUCGAAAACCUGUUAGAAACCAGAUACACUGGCGUGAGCGUCACGUCGCCGCUUUUGACGCACAUUGUGAAGGCUGACCUGACCCGCAAUCUGGGGCGUAUCAAUCAGAAGCUGUCGGCCGAGGUGCAACGCACAAUCACGGCCGAACUGCCUGAUACCGGUGUUUGGACGCCGGUCAACAUCAUCGACGUUCUGCAGCGGGUUGUGGCCAUUGUGUCGGGUUUCGUCUUCAUGGGUCCCGAGCUCUGCCGCGAUGAGGGCUACAUACACUCGGCCAUCAACUUCACAAUGGACGUAGGCAACGCUUCGCUGGCCCUUAAGCGCUGGCCCGUUACCCUGCGGCCCUUUAUGCAAUACAAGAUCCCGGAACUUAGGACGCUGCGGGAACACAAGCGCCGCGCUAUCGAAUUCCUGCGCCCCAUUGUCCGCGAGCGCAAGAGACUGCGAGACCUGGCAAGGUCCGGUGACAAAGACGCCCAGCUCCGGUUGCCUGAUGACGUCCUUCAGUGGGCGAUCAACAAAGCGGACGAGUUCGGUAUGGACAACGACGAGGAACUCGCCUUUCUGCAGCUCGAACUGUCGCUCGGCGCCAUCCACACCACCACCAACACAGCGGCACACAUCAUAUACGAUCUAGUCGGCCACUGCCCCGAGGUUAUCCCCGAGCUGCGCGACGAAAUCCGUCAGCAAACUGACGCGCAGAUGGGCGUGACAAUGUCGGUGCAAGGACUGUACCAGAUGAAGCUACUAGACAGCGUGAUGCGCGAGUCCCAGCGUAUGUCUCCCGGCGUGCCGCACCGCUUCAUCCGCCGCAUGAAGAGGAACUUCGUCCUUUCCGAUGGCACGAAGCUACCCAAGCACGCUAUGGUGGCCGUCAACGUGCUCGACACGUUUACGAAACAGGCCUACGUCGGACCUGACCCGGAGCACUACAACCCGUACCGCUUCGUGGACUGGCGGAUGAAUCGUCAGCCGGACCCUCUGGGCAUGGAGAGCGGCAAGGAGGCCGCAUAUCAAUUCGUCAGUGUCACGCGAGAGAACAUGUGGUUCGGCUGGGGGAAGCAUGCUUGCCCUGGCCGAUUCUUUGCCGCCAAUGAGAUCAAGUUGAUUCUGGCUUCUUUGUUGCUUGAUUACGACAUGAAGAUGCCCGAUGAUUCCGGUGUCAAAGGUCGCUAUCCAAACUUAGAGAUGGGCCAGAUGAGCUUUCCUGAUCCUACCAAAAGCAUUAUGGUGAGGCGGGUCAAGAAAUAG